CCCAAGAAAAAAUAAAUAAAUAAACGAGUGGACGAGAUCAAAAUUAUACCUUUGUAACAAAUCAUUAGUGGGAAUGGGCUACGAAGUUUUCAUUAGCUUCAGAGGCCCUGAUACUCGUUCGAGUAUCACAAGUUAUUUGUAUGACCGGCUGACUAAUAUCGGGAUCGACACCUUCCGAGAUGACGAGGAGAUUCGCAAAGGAAGGGAGAUUUGGCCAGAAAUUCGAGAGGCAAUUCGUGGCUCAAAGAUCUCCAUACCCAUCUUCUCCAAAAACUAUGCGUGGAGCACAUGGUGCCUCGACGAGGCGGCCGAGAUGGUGGACUGUGCAAAAUCGAGGUCCCAGAUCAUACUUCCCAUCUUCUACAAGAUUCCACCUGCUCAAGUUAAAAAACAGACUGAAAGUUUUGAAGAAGCUUUCAAGAAGCAUGCAGAUAAGGUCGAUCCUGAGACGAUCCGAAAAUGGAGAGAUGCCCUUGAAUCCUGUGCUUUGCUAGGCGGCUAUGAAUCAAAUACUAUUGCCAAUGGAAACGAAGCAGCGCUUGUACGCAAGGUCGUCUUUGACGUAAAGAGAGAGCUUAAGAAAGCAUAUCUACAUGUACCUGAUGUUCUCAUUCAAGUUGAAGAUGAUGUGCAGAACGUGCUUAGUUUACUAGAUUGUGAUUCGGACUCCGAAGAUACAGGGAUGGUCGCGCUUUUCGGUCUGGGUGGCAUCGGGAAGACAACUCUUGCAAAGAUCGUCUACAACCAGCUCUGUGACAGAUUUGAAGCAUGUGCUUUCCUCGGGGAUGUUCGAGAAAAGACAGAACGUAUGGGUUUGCCGUCCCUGCAAAUGCAACUCAUUUUACAGCUUAAAAAAGAGCGUGUAAAUCUCAUAAAUGAGGAUGAAGGGAUUAAUUUCAUACAAGGGAAUUUUCGCAAUGACAAAGUUCUUAUUCUCCUUGACGAUAUUAGCAAUAAAUCUCAGCUCGAGUACCUCGGGGGAAAGUCGGAGUACUUUGGACCGGGCAGCAGAAUCAUUGUCACUACCAGAGAUCCGGACAUCCUUAAGGGGCGUAAAGUAUAUUAUCACAAAGUCGUAGGGAUGCCAGGUGAUCUAGGCCUUCGACUUUUCAGCAAGCAUGCCUUUGGUUUAGAUUAUCCCCGAGCUCCGUUUGUCGAUCUGUCCAAAGAGAUUGUGAAGACAACCGGUGGGCUUCCUCUAGCUAUUGUCACGAUCGCUUCAUUCCUGUCUGAAGAAGAGGAAGAUAUCUGGAAAUCAAAGUUGGAAGCAUUAAGGAAAAUGCCCGAGAAUGAAGUCGUGAUGAAACUGAUGAUAAGUUACGAUGCACUGACGCCAGAUCAGAAGCAAAUAUUUCUUGAUAUUGCGUGUUUUUUCAUUGGCGAAGACAAAGACGUCGCAUUCUGCUUGUGGAAUGACUUGAAACUUAACCCGGCUCUCCAGGUCCCGGUGCUUCAACGAAAGUCUUUAGUUAACAUAUUCGAGGAUGAUGACAGGAUUUGGAUGCACCAACAGCUCAGGGACAUGGGCAGAGCGAUCGUUAAACGGGAAAACGACUCACAGCCUGAAAGAAGUAUUAGGUUGUGGAAACAUAGGAAACCAAGCGGGGUGCUCGAGUGGGAAAUGGACGAAGAACAUCUCAGAAUCACUCUGGAGCCGCUGCAGAUCUUAACCGUGACGAACUCAGACUUGAAGCAACAUCCGAAUCUACGGUACCUCCACAUGAAAGGGGUGAAUAUUUCAGGAGAUUUCAAUGAUUGCCUUGUCGAAUUAAGAUAUCUUCGCUGGGCGGAGGCACCCCCAAAGUUCACCGUUACCCACCUUAACCCAAAGAAUUUAGUCAUUCUCGAUCUUUCAGGUUCAGAUAUUAAGAGUGGUUGGGUUGGAUGGAAGCAUUUCAAGGGAGCUGCACAUUCUCUGAAGGUCCUAAACCUGUCGAAAUGCUCCGGUCUGAGCAAGACUCCCGACCUUUCGAUCUUCCCGAGACUAGAGAGAUUGAUUCUCGUAGAUUGUAUGAGUCUGACAGAGAUCGGCUCUUCGAUCGGGCAUCUCUCGAUGCUGGUCUCCUUAAACAUCGAGGAUAACCUUGCCCUUAAAUUGCCCAAAGAACUAAGCCGGCUGAAGAACUUGCGAGAGCUGAUGCUCCACAACUCUCCUUUUAUCUUCAGAGUUCCUGUGUCCGGCGAGUUCCUUCAAAGGGUCAGGUUUCUCAGCUCCCCAUGCUGUGAAUCGAGCACGACUCCCAUGGUGCUGCCAGAGGAGGGUCUCCGGAUGCCCAUAACCUUUCUCCGUGAUUAUCUGCUCGAGGAGUUUCCCAUCUCGUUGAGAAGGCUGCAGGAACUGCGGCAAGACUCGCCAAGCUAUAGGCAAUGGUCGAGGAGACACCCCGAAGAGGCCAAGGAUGACGCGAUACAUAUGGAGGAGCUUUGCCAGCUUCAGGAAACUGGAAAUCAUGUUCCCGAGAAUCCUGCACCAAUAAGGCCCCCCUGCAGGAUCGCCAUACUCGAAGACCAUUUCCUUUACUUCUACUGUCGAUCUCAUCCUCCACCUCGCCCAUUAAUGUGGGCAUUGGACGCAUACACUCUGCUCAUGCGCGUGUCCACAAGGUUGGCCGCAGCCUUUGCAUACUAAACCGACGCAAGGCCGGCCGGGUACGGACAAAAACGAAUAUUGAAUAAAUAAUGUCCGUAGUGCGGGUUACUUUCUUUAGUAUAUAUGUGGGCAUAUGUAAAUUGUAAUGCACAUCCAAACAAUGAUACUUAUAGUAACUAGGGGUUCGCAUAAGCUGUGAGAAUAAGCUGAUACUUCAGCAAGGAUGAUGUGUUACUGUGCUGCAUGGUAAGACGUCCGACAUGAUGUAUAUAUAAAUUCAUUUAUUUGUUUAUGAACA
This is a messenger RNA of Punica granatum (pomegranate), 2888 nucleotides long. Lineage: Eukaryota; Viridiplantae; Streptophyta; Magnoliopsida; Myrtales; Lythraceae. The record is from RefSeq and is a predicted model, not a curated record.